Messenger RNA from Frieseomelitta varia, 1290 nucleotides. RefSeq names its product cytoplasmic dynein 2 light intermediate chain 1. The record is from RefSeq and is a predicted model, not a curated record. Gene Ontology annotation, biological process: intraciliary transport involved in cilium assembly; intraciliary retrograde transport. Gene Ontology annotation, cellular component: axoneme; cytoplasmic dynein complex; ciliary basal body. Gene Ontology annotation, molecular function: dynein heavy chain binding. The transcript is spliced from 5 exons. Bases 7 to 897 code for a protein of 296 amino acids. NCBI's taxonomy places the organism in Eukaryota, Metazoa, Arthropoda, Insecta, Hymenoptera, Apidae.
ACUACAAUGAUACAUCGUUUUCUCGAAAAAGAUGAAACACCGAAACCAACUAUCGCGAUAGAUUAUUCUUUUGGACGUAAAGCUGGAAAGAGUUUAAUAAAAAAUAUCGUGCAUGUUUGGGAAGUAGGACAUUUAACUUCUUCGUUAGUAUCAGCCGCAAUGACAGGUUCAUCUUUGACUCAUUCUCCUCAUCACGUCACGGUAUUGAUUAUAUUGGAUUUAUCACAACCAGACAUUUUAUGGACCACGUUCGAAGAAGCUCUCUCGGUUAUUCGAAAUGCAAUGAAAAUGAGUUACAGCGAUAAAAUGAUUCAGGAAUUAAAGCAACAGCGAGUUAAAGAACGGAAGGGAGCAGUGGAACAAGAGGUCGAUCCGUUUCCAAUGAAGCUUUGCCUUGUUGGUGGGAAAUAUGAUCAAUUUAAGGAUUUAGAUUUGAAUAAAAUAAAGCUAAUCGGAAAAACACUAAGAGCUACAGCUCAUACUUUGGGAGCUGGACUCUAUUAUCAUUCCGCAAAAGAUAAGUCUUUACUACGAAGAACGAAAGAUUUGUUAUCUCACUAUGGAUUUGGUACUCAAUUUUCCGAUAUCAAGUGCCUAGAUGUCGAGAAGCCAUUAGCAAUAUCUGCCGGUACAGAUUCCUUCUUGUCGAUCGAUUUGCAAUUUCCUCAGACCAGACCUUCGAUUAUCUUAGAUACUAUCAAACAGAUUUACGUUACUCAUAUACCGCAAGAGUCGAGAAGCAACGAAAUUAUUGUGGAGGAUCCAAGUAAUGAUCCCAACUUUAACGAACCGAUCAUCGACAGAUUACGAGCUCAACGAGAAGAGGAAAUUAGUAUUCUACUCCACGAUAUGUUGGAAGGCCAAAUACCUCAAAUUCCCAUUCCGGAUCCAUCGUAAAGAUUGUUCCCCUACGUGGAUUUAUCAUGAAUAAAAUCUUCUAAUAAUACAUGUUUGUCAUAUACUUGAUCUUGUCGGGAUUGAAAGAAACUUCUGAGCAAAAAAUUCCAGUUAAUUUGUAUUUAACUCAUCGCUAUUCGAAAAGAUGAUUUUACGUUUACAUUUACAUACAGGUAUAUGAAAUAUGCAAUAUCAUGAUUGCAACAUCGUGCACUCUGGUUCACGUGUUAAACUAUGCUAAUAGAAGCACUAUUUGCUUACAAUGUAUGAUAAUAUCGAUAAGACUAACGAUAAAGUAUAUCUAUCAUUUGUAGAAAAAACAUUAUAUAACUACAUAUAGAAUUAUACGAUUCUUGUUUCAAUAAACAUAUAUAUAUAUAUAUAUUGAUUUUA